CUAAAUUAUUCAUACAGAACCCGGAAACUAGAACAAAAUACACAUCAAAUUACAGCUAAGUCUCGGCUUGCACAGUCUGCCAGUUCACAGCCCAUACGUAAUAACAACACAUUCUGAUCGAUCUCCCAUCGAAACUCCAACCUAAGACAACACAGACUUCAAUAUAACUCUCUCUUCUCUUUUUCAUCGCUUUAAUUUCCCCUCUUUUUCUUUCUCCGUUUCAGCUCUCCACUUUGCUUCUGCUUCCAAUUACUGCCCACUUCUUUUCUUGAUUGUUCUCUUGUUUUCAAGAAAAAAAAAGAGUGUUGUCUUAAACUGUGACUGUCUUACUCUAGUGUUGUUAUUGAGCUAGGACUUGUUGAUCUGGGAGAAGUAUAGUGACUAAUGGAGGGCGGAGAAGGAAGCCCCGGGAGAAUGGAGGGUACGAAGAUGAGGCUACAGGCUGAUCGGGCCUUCAGUUUAGAGCCCGAUGAGGCGGUGUCGUCGCCGGUCACUCGGCAGAAAGCUGCCGCCGCGAAACAGUUCAUUGAGAAUCAUUACAAGAAUUAUUUGCAGGGCUUGCAAGAUCGCAUGGAGAGGAGGAGAGCUUUGCAGAGAAGGGCGCAAGAGGCUCAGGUAUCUAGCGAGGAGGAAGAGAGAAUGCUGAGGAAUUUGGAGAGAAGGGAAACUGAGUAUAUGAGAUUGCAGAGGCAUAAAGUAGGCAUCGAUGACUUUGAACAGCUGACUGUCAUUGGUAAAGGAGCAUUUGGCGAGGUGAGACUAUGCCGUGCUAAAAAUACAGGAGAAAUAUAUGCCAUGAAGAAAUUGAAAAAGUCAGACAUGCUUAGCCGUGGACAGGUUGAGCAUGUUCGAUCUGAGAGGAAUUUACUAGUGGAGGUUGAUAGUCGGUGCAUAGUGAAGCUCUUUUAUUCCUUCCAAGAUUCUGACUACUUAUACCUUAUCAUGGAGUAUUUACCUGGUGGUGAUAUUAUGACUUUGUUAAUGAGAGAGGAUAUUCUUUCCGAAGAUGUUGCCCGGUUUUACAUUGCAGAAAGCAUUCUUGCUAUCAAUUCAAUCCACCAGCAUAGUUAUGUACACAGGGAUAUCAAGCCCGAUAAUCUGAUAUUGGACCGAAACGGGCAUUUAAAGCUUUCCGAUUUUGGUUUGUGUAAGCCUCUGGAAAAAUAUUCAUCAAUGUUGUUGGAAGAUGACGAUUUUACCACUCAGGACUCUACAACCGAUGGUGAAGGGCAUACAGGCGCAGAGACUGCUCCUUGGUUAAUGGCGAAGGAGCAGUUACAGCAGUGGAAGCGCAACCGUCGUGCCCUGGCAUACUCUACUGUGGGAACCCUUGAUUAUAUGGCACCUGAAGUUUUGUUGAAGAAAGGAUAUGGAAUGGAGUGUGACUGGUGGUCGUUGGGGGCAAUUAUGUAUGAGAUGCUCAUUGGUUAUCCUCCCUUCUGUUCUGAUGAUCCUAGAAUGACAUGCCGCAAGAUAAUAAACUGGAGAGCAUGCUUGAAGUUCCCUGAAGAACCAAAAAUCUCUGAUGAGGCAAAGGAUCUGAUCUGUCACUUGUUAUGUGAUGUUGACAAAAGGCUGGGUACUAGAGGCGUUGAAGAAAUAAAGGAACAUCCAUGGUUCAGAGGGGUUAAAUGGGACUCCCUUUAUGAAAUGGAAGCUGCCUAUAAGCCGACAGUGAAUGGAGAUUUAGACACACAGAAUUUUGAAAAGUUUGAUGAAGGAGAAAAGCCACCAUCUAAUGCACCAAGAGUCGGACCUUGGAGGAAGAUGUUGACAUCAAAAGAUGCCAAUUUUAUUGGAUAUACAUUCAAGAAAUCCGAUCUCCUGAAAUCAGCUGGAACUGCAGGAAUAGACGUGAGCUCAAAUGGAUCUUCCAAACCUCCAUCUCUAAUGUCACUAUUUGGCCAGAUAGACCUGCAAGACACUGUAAUAGCCGAGGAUGACCCGAAGCCACAAACUUGACUCAUUUACAUGAAUAUUGAUUCUUCAAAGAGGGGUUAUCUGCAAGGAAAUGCUAAUUUCUGUACAGAGAAGUUCAUCAGUUUUUGCAGCUGGAUACAAUUUUGUCCAAUUUUUCCAUUGUUUUUGUUUCUUCCGCCCACGUAAAGCCAAUAAGUAUGUUAAGUUCAUUGAAUACUUUUUGUUUUGGUGGGAAAACAUUUAUAU
Messenger RNA from Sesamum indicum (sesame), 2166 nucleotides. Its product is annotated as Protein kinase family protein. Lineage: Eukaryota; Viridiplantae; Streptophyta; Magnoliopsida; Lamiales; Pedaliaceae. Gene Ontology annotation, molecular function: protein serine/threonine kinase activity; ATP binding. The record is from RefSeq and is a predicted model, not a curated record. Gene Ontology annotation, biological process: protein phosphorylation.